ACACCCCACUUUGGAGACCACACCGUAUUAGAGGUCUGGUAAAUUUUUCAAGUCCUAGGUAUUAUGCAUGCAAAGCAAAACUGGGUCAAUUCCUACUUCUGACUAACAUACAAGAAAAGAGCACUAAACUUCUCAUCUCAACCAAAGCAGUCCAUGCUCUGCCCACUAGAAGAUCAAAAAUUAAAUCAAAAUAAUCCACAAUCCAUUCGUACUAUAUACAAUCCUUUCCUGGAUUCACCAAACACUAACCUGCUGACAAAUAGAGCAAACCUCCCCACCAAAAACUGAAAAAUGGUCAGGAUACUAAACCAAAACCUAAAAUACCAAUAUAUGAGUCAUUGGGAAGAACAAAUUAAACUGCUAGACUGCUUUAGGUCUCUAUACAGAACUACUUCCUCAUCAGUGAACAUAAGCUAGAAGUGAAAAUGAAACCAAGUUUUUAGAGCUAGUUCAGAAAGGCGCAGUCGUGCAAGGAGGACAAAGGACAGGUUGAGACAGAGACAUUCUACUCUAAUGUCCAAGCUUGAAAAGAGAAUCGACUAAUCGAGAGAAAACAUGCAGAGCACUUCCAAUUAUCUAUGGCUUUUAUCUGACGUUCUAGGACAAGGAGCCACUGCAAAUGUUUUUCGUGGACGACAUAAGAAAACUGGGGAUUUAUAUGCCGUCAAAGUAUUUAACAACAUAAGCUUCCUUCGUCCUGUGGAUGUUCAGAUGAGAGAAUUUGAAGUAUUAAAGAAACUGAAUCACAAGAACAUUGUCAAAUUGUUUGCUAUUGAAGAAGAGACAACCACUAGACACAAAGUACUUGUUAUGGAAUUUUGUCCAUGUGGGAGCUUAUACACUGUUUUAGAAGAGCCAUCUAAUGCCUAUGGGUUGCCAGAGUCUGAGUUCUUAAUUGUGCUGAGAGACGUGGUGGCUGGGAUGAAUCAUCUCAGAGAAAAUGGAAUAGUGCACCGUGACAUCAAACCAGGGAAUAUAAUGCGUGUUAUAGGUGAAGAUGGUCAGUCUGUUUACAAACUGACAGAUUUUGGAGCUGCUAGAGAGUUGGAAGAUGACGAACAGUUUGUUUCUCUCUAUGGCACAGAAGAAUAUUUGCAUCCUGAUAUGUAUGAGCGAGCAGUGUUGAGGAAGGAGCAUCAGAAGAAGUAUGGAGCAACAGUUGAUCUGUGGAGCAUAGGAGUGACAUUUUACCAUGCAGCAACAGGGAGUUUACCAUUCCGACCUUUUGAAGGGCCUCGCAGGAACAAGGAAGUGAUGUAUAAAAUAAUCACUGGAAAGCCUUCUGGUGCCAUAUCUGGAGUACAGAAAGCAGAAAAUGGACCAAUUGAGUGGAGUCGAGAUAUGCCUAUUUCCUGUAGUCUUUCUAAGGGCCUGCAAGUACUGCUCACGCCUGUUCUUGCAAAUAUUCUUGAAGCAGAUCAGGAAAAAUGCUGGGGAUUUGACCAGUUUUUUGCAGAGACCAAUGACAUGCUCCACCGAAGAAUAAUUCAUGUCUUUUCACUACAGCAAAUGACCCUACACAAAGUUUAUAUUCACAGCUAUAAUACAGCUGCCAUAUUUCAUGAAUUGGUCUACAAACAGACAAAAAUAACUUCUCAGAACCAAGAACUGAUAUAUGAAGGCCGCCGUUUAGUACUAGAGCCUGGAAGAUUGGCACAACAUUUUCCCAAAACCACUGAAGAAAAUCCUAUAAUUAUAGUAAGCAGAGAGGCUGUGAACAUCGUAGGAUUAAUCUAUGAAGAAAUUUCACUUCCUAAAGUACAUCAGCGGUAUGACUUGGACAGUGAUGCCAGUAUGGCUAAAGCAGUAACAGGUGUUGUAUGCUAUGCCUGUAGAGUUGCCAAUGCUUUGCUGCUUUACCAGGAGUUAAUGCGAAAAGGAAUACGAUGGUUAAUUGAAAUAAUCAAGGAAGACUACAAUGAAACAGUGCACAAAAAGACAGAGGUUAUCAUCAAGCUGGAUUUCUGCAACAGGAACAUAGAGAUAGCUGGGAAAAUAUACAAGAAUCUGAUGCAGAUCCACUUGGAAACAGAAAUGGAUGAAAUUUCAGAGAUACAUACUAAACUAUUGCUUCAGCUUUCUAGCUCUCGGGGAACAAUAGAGACCAGUCUUCAGGACACUGAAAAUAAACUGUCUCCUGGUGGAUUGCUGAGUGAUACCUGGGCAAAUCAGGAAGGCACACAUCCCAGAGACAGAAAUCCAGAAAAGCUACAAGUAUUGCUGAGUUCUAUCACAGAUAUUUAUUAUCAGUUCAAGAAAGACAAAGCAGAACGUAGACUUCCUUAUAAUGAGGAACAAAUCCACAAAUUUGACAAGCAGAAGCUGAAUUUACAUGCCACAAAAGCCAUAUCUCUGUUCAAAGAUGAAUGUGUCAGCAAGUAUGAGACAUUUUUGGACAAGGCAGAGGACUGGAUGAGAAAGAUGCUUCAUUUAAGGAAACAGUUACUGACGCUCACCAGCCAGUGUUUUGAUAUUGAAGAAGAGGUAGCCAAAUACCAGGACUAUAUAAAUGAGUUACAAGAAGCUCUGCGACAGAAAACGUUUGCAGCUUCCACUGGGAUCAAACAUGCAAUGAAUCCAAUCUAUCCAAGUUCAAACACUUUAGUGGAAAUGACUCUUGGUAUGAAGAAACUGAAGGAGGAAAUGGAAGGUGUUGUUAAAGAACUAGCUGAGAAUAACCACAUUUUAGAAAGAUUUGGUGCUUUGAUUGUGGAUGGUGGCCUACGGAAUGUAGACUGUAUCUAAUCAACAAAGGAGCAUGAAAGGACUGUUCAUUUUUCACAGAAAAAAAACGCUAUAAGGGGCAUUUAAAUGCAGAAAAACCAUUCUGUACAGCAAUUUUUUUCUGCAACUCUAGUAUUUAACAAAAGUAUGUAAAUAUGUAUAUACUGUAAAUAUAACAAUUAUAACAGUCUUUUUUGUUAAUGUUAAAAUAGAAUUACUGUUAAGUUUUCUGAGAUGGUUAUACAUUUUAUCCCUUUAAGGAACUCUGGCAAAUGAUUACGGCAAGCAUAAUGCUAUAUACACAUUCAUGGAAUGUUGACUUUCGGGUCAUGAUUUACUUUUGUUUCUUGAAAGGGAACUUGUAGCUUGAAUUAGCCUGCAUUCAGAGAAGUUAUGAAUAGUUUUUAAAGCAGUGGUUCCCAAACUUAGGGGUGUGUGGAAGAAUGGUUGGGGGCACAGAGCGGGGUACACUACUUUAACGGGUGCCUGGGCUCCCCUUAAUACCAGUGUGUUAUUUCAGAACCGAGUCAUUGACUCAUCAUCAGCUACAGUACUUGAAUGAAGACCAUUUGAUCUUGUCUUUGCUUCUGUAAUUCAAUGUGAACAGCAUGCACUUAGGACAAAGAGAGGAGAUACGUUUCAUCCCCCUUGUCUACCAAGUUAAUAGUCCACUUGUGUGUCAGAAAAUAAAUUCACAAGGUUUUUAGUCAUGUCCGUGUUGGGUGCCAUGUUCUCCAUGAUAAUCAUUUGGCUAAGUAUUAUGGAAGUUUAGUGUUGGAGUCCAUAAACCAUUUUCCAUCUUGCUUCAAUGCUUUUAACAUCAGCAAAAUAACUAUUUAAAAAAAUGUAAAUCAACGAAGUACAAUGUCACGGCUUAUGACUAAUAAGAUGUUAAACUUGGGAGGGAAAAUAGAGUAAUACUUUCUUACAUCUGUGGUACCCCAUACUGGAGGCUUCUGGCAUCUAACAAAAAAUAUUUUAAACCAAAAGCACCUACUAAAUAGAAAAGUUAGCACAUUCAAAACCAGUAACUGCACCCAGCCCAACCCCAAAUACAAAGGAGCCCAACCCUGCUCCUCCAACACCACAACUCAGCCCAAAACGUGGAGAAGAAAACUGUCCGCUCCAAAACCUAUGAAAUUAAAAAGGAAGCAAAUAUCCUGAGUCUUGCCACCUAUGUAGUCUGCUGCGUAUUGUUGAGGAAGAGCAUUCAAGGAUCAUGGGCUCUCUGAAGCAAAGGCCUCAUCCUUUCUCUUUUGAGACAAUGCCAUGGAUGGCCAACAGUUUCAUCUCUGCCAUUCCUAUUUUCAAUAUGGCAUGUAGGGUAACAUAGUCCCUCAGAUAGAUUAGUCCUAGAUUAUUUCAUGCUUUCUAUAACAGGAAAACCUUGAAGCAUGCAACCAAAUAAAAAGCAGCCAGUAACAGGUACACGUGUGUAAGACUCAGUUUUGUGAUGUUUAUUCCCCUGUCUUUCUGCCCCAUCACAGUAUAGGAAUAAAAAUGUUCAAAAUGUAUUUUAUACUUAAAAUAGAAGUUAUGAAGUUGGUGUUUCUGGUUGGUUGCUCCAAUAUUAAAGCAGGAUAUACACUGUUUUAUAGUCUCUGAUACUGGGUUCCUGUCCUUGCCUGUUCAAAUAUCAUUUACCCCUACAUAUAGUAAAAGAUGUUCCUCAGUUUGCAAACUUUUUGGAAAAAAUUGCUCUGCAAAAUUGGUGCAGCAAAAAAAGAAGAAAAAAAAUCCAUUUUUUCUGGUUUAGCCAUGUCAUUUAAAAGUGUUUAUUUACUUUUGAAGUAUUUAAAUUAUGGGAAUAUUUUAGGGUCUGAUUGUGCUAGCAUGCACAUGAAUGACUUCAUGUCAGUAAUCCUGCUGAAUGUUAGUAAAUUUUAUGUGCAUAGAUGUUUGAAGGAUCAGGUCCUUAAACUGUACAUAAAUGUAUAUUAGAAUCACUGAGAUUAUUUCUAUGCCUAUGUUAUUUUGUUCAUUAUUUUAAGAUAUUUUAACUUUGUGAAACCAAUUAUAUUGGUUGAAAGAUCGAAUCAGUUAAGCAUAUUACUGAUUACUUUCUUAUGAAACAUCCCUUAUUGGCUUUAGUCCUUGAUGCAUGGUGUGUGGUGUACCAUGAGAUUCGCUGUGUUCAUACCAACUGUCAUAAUAUUGUCAGUCCUUAAUAUGGAAAGUAAUAGGUUUGCCAAGACAGACAAUUGAUAGUUUGGUUUUUUUUUUCCCCCUCUGAAACUGAAUUACUACUUUAGAGUUAUAGUGUUAAGUAACUGAUUAAAGCAAUAUAUUAGCAAGCCUGUCUACAUAUUAAUUGUAAAACUGCAUGAGUGAAUGACUUAUAUACAUAAAUACAAUAUCAACAACUUAUUCUAA
Molecule: messenger RNA, 5097 nt
Organism: Chrysemys picta bellii (western painted turtle)
Lineage: Eukaryota; Metazoa; Chordata; Testudines; Emydidae
Gene: TBK1
Product: TANK binding kinase 1
Biological process (GO): peptidyl-serine phosphorylation
Cellular component (GO): cytoplasm
Molecular function (GO): ATP binding; protein serine/threonine kinase activity
Source: RefSeq, a predicted model, not a curated record